Molecule: messenger RNA, 1309 nt
Organism: Cygnus olor (mute swan)
Lineage: Eukaryota; Metazoa; Chordata; Aves; Anseriformes; Anatidae
Gene: WNT1
Product: Wnt family member 1
Exons: 4
Coding region: 94-1203 (369 amino acids)
Biological process (GO): multicellular organism development; cell fate commitment; neuron differentiation
Cellular component (GO): extracellular region
Molecular function (GO): cytokine activity; frizzled binding
Source: RefSeq, a predicted model, not a curated record
UAGCGGCCGGGCCGGGGGCUCCGCGGCACCAUAAAUACCCCGGCGGCCGCUCGCCCGCGCACUCUGCCGGGGCCUCCCGCGGCCGCCGGAGCCAUGCGAGCCGCCGCGCUGCUGCUGGCCCUCCGCACGCUCUGGGCGCUGGCGUUUUCCUCCCUCUCCAACACGCUGGCGGUGAACAACAGCGGGCGAUGGUGGGGCAUCAUCAACGUGGCCUCCUCCACCAACCUGCUGACGGACUCCAAGAACGUGCAGCUGGUGCUGGACCCCAGCCUGCAGCUGCUGAGCCGCAAGCAGCGCAAGCUGAUCCGCCAGAACCCCGGCAUCCUGCACAGCGUCAGCUCCGGCCUCCAGACCGCCAUCAAGGAGUGCAAGUGGCAGUUCCGCAACCGCCGCUGGAACUGCCCCACCUCCCAGGGCCCCAACAUCUUCGGCAAAAUCGUCAACCGGGGCUGCCGGGAGACGGCGUUCAUCUUCGCCAUCACCAGCGCCGGCGUGACGCACUCGGUGGCCCGCUCCUGCUCGGAGGGCUCCAUCGAGUCGUGCACCUGCGAUUACCGGCGCCGUGGCCCCGGGGGGCCCGACUGGCACUGGGGUGGCUGCAGUGACAACAUUGACUUCGGGCGGCUCUUCGGGAGGGAGUUUGUGGACUCCAGCGAGAAGGGCCGCGACCUGCGCUUCCUCAUGAACCUGCACAACAACGAGGCCGGGCGCAUGACAGUCUUCUCCGAGAUGCGCCAGGAGUGCAAGUGCCACGGCAUGUCGGGCUCGUGCACCGUGCGCACGUGCUGGAUGCGGCUGCCCACCUUCCGCGCCGUGGGCGACGUCCUCAAGGACCGCUUCGACGGCGCCUCGCGGGUCAUCUACGGCAACAAGGGCAGCAACCGGGCCUCGCGGGUGGAGCUGCACCACCUGGAGCCCGAGAACCCGGCGCACAAGCCGCCCUCGCCCCAUGACCUCGUCUACUUCGAGAAGUCGCCCAACUUCUGCACCUACAGCGGCAAGAUGGGGACGGCGGGCACGGCCGGGCGCUUCUGCAACAGCUCCUCGCCGGGGCUGGACGGGUGCGAGCUGCUGUGCUGCGGGCGCGGGUACCGCACGCGGACCCAGCGCGUCACCGAGCGCUGCAACUGCACCUUCCACUGGUGCUGCCACGUCAGCUGCCUGAACUGCACCAACACCCAGGUGCUGCACGAGUGCCUGUGAGCCCCCGCGCCGCCCCGGAGGGGGUCUGCGCCGCCCCCCAUGACGGGUGCCCGCUUGGAUGGAAGGCGCCCACGGGCGGGCGUGUGGCUGCGCCCCGGGACACCCC